Molecule: messenger RNA, 576 nt
Organism: Suillus plorans
Lineage: Eukaryota; Fungi; Basidiomycota; Agaricomycetes; Boletales; Suillaceae
Exons: 3
Coding region: 1-576 (191 amino acids)
Source: RefSeq, a predicted model, not a curated record
AUGGACUCUACAACGACGCUCGUCAACCCCACUCCGCCUACACCCUACUUCCUAACCAGUACUGAUUCAAAGACUGCCACAUUUUACGCGCACCCUGGUAUUCCACUGUACACGAUCACCGACGAUGGGAAACAAAUGAUAGUCAACGACCGUCGUACUCCUGGUCGGAUUGCUGCCAUCUUCCACCAGCGAGAAAUUCUCCCAAAUACCAUUUCAUUCCCAGAACGGAAUGGUAACACACCGAUCAGCGUGCAAAAAUGGCUCCGAAAAACCAAGCUUGCAGACGGAACAACUGCUUUUGUCAUGGGGACCGAUUACGGGCCAUACGUGUGGAAGAUGAUCUCGAGCCAUCGUCAAAAGGUUUACGCUCAAUAUGACUUGGACAGACCAAUAGCGUCAUGUUCAUUUCAUGCCACAGUGUCAAAUGGAAAGCCUGCAUUUUUACUGGAAUAUGACGCAGAGCCUUUACGGGAAGAUAUUCUACUGGCUUAUCUGCUCCAGAGGCAACGAGUAAUAUCAGAAGACAGGCUUAUCAAUGUCUUUGUAGGAUCCAGUGGGGUGGACAAGACUUCAUAA